AAUUAGCCAACCAACCGGUCAUACCUGUUUGAAAGACCUUAUUCUUCACAGUAUGUGUUGUUGCAGGUUUCCUCAGUAUAUUUAAAUAGUUUUAAUAUCAUAAACUGUAUGACAGCACAACAUUUCCAUUAUAUUUAAUUUAUCCACUUUACAAUCACGCACACAAACAGCUAAAACAAACAUAAAAACACAAUUAGUCUAGGCGCAAUUAAUUUAGGCGCGUAGUACUGAAUGCAAGGUAAAUAAGGGGAAUAUUUUCUAUGCUCUCAAGGCUUUAAAAGUUUUUUUUAGACUAUAUUAAUAUGGCUCGAGUUCACAAGUUAAACGAUGAAUUGGAAGCUUCAGAAGUAAAAAAAAAAAAAGAAAAAAAGGGAAAAAAAAGAUCCUAGUCUCCACGUCUGAAUGAAGAGGUCCACACCCCUGACGCUACAGGUUUCCAUUCAGUGGGCGGUGGGAAAUCCAAACACUACUUCUUCAGUCCGUUUGAAACACUCGAGUAGAAAGAUGUUGUCUUUUGUAAAGUUUCCCAAAGGAGAUAUACUGAUCCCACCUGAAGAAUGAAUGUCCGAAUCUGACCUCAUAAGCGGAAUAACUACUGAUUCUAGAAGAAACGUCUAGCAGUACUUUUGUCGGUACGGCUUUGUUUGGCCCUCUGCAGAUCCCUGACACUUUCCAGCUCCCCUGAAGAGUAAUUUGACAUUUGGGAAGUACACACAUACAUUGUAUACAAGCCAUGACUGAACAGGGUUUCUCCGCUUCCACUCUACUAAAGCGCUAUCGCCUGGCCAUGACGGACUCAAACUCUAUCUCCUCACCUUCCGGGACUGCUGCUCAGGACUCGUCAGAGGGUAAGGACCUUUUGGCAGAUGGGGAUCCCAACUUCCCCAUGUCUUCACUGGCAGAACUACUGGACAAUGAUGAUGGAUCACAGCCAACCCAAGAUUCGCCCCAGGAUUCAGCACGACCUGGACAACAGACUGACAACAAGCAGAACAUGCGGAUAAGGUUCCCAGGGGCCUUUAAAAAGGGAGUUCCUAACCCCAUGGACCUUCUUGAGUCCACAAUGUCUGAAUAUCCAGUGGCACCUGGGCCUAAGAAAGCACCUAUGGAUUCCCUGUUUGACUAUGGCACAUGUAGGGAGAUCAACAACCAGAAAAAACGCAGGAAGAAGCUUCCACGGGGGAAGGCUGAGAUUGAGAUGUCAUGUGAUGAGGGAUCCCCAGAGCCCCCUGUUCUUAAAGUCUUCAACCGCUGGCUGUUGUUUGAAGCUGUAUCUCGAGCAGAUCCAAGAGCUCUGGAUGGUCUCCUGCAGUAUCUUCAGUCAAAUGAAAAGAGGCUGACAGAUGAGGAGUUCAAAGAACCUUCUACAGGGAAGACAUGUCUACCAAAAGCACUACUGAACCUGCAAAAUGGUCACAAUGACACGAUCCCUGUGUUGGUGGACAUUGCUGAACAGACUGGAAACCUCAGAGAGUUCAUCAACACGCCCUUCAGAGAUGUGUAUUAUAGGGGUCAGAUGGCACUGCAUAUCGCCAUAGAGCGACGAUGCAAGCAGUAUGUGGAGCUUCUGGUGGAGAAGGGGGCUGAUGUUCACGCCCAGGCCAGGGGCAGAUUCUUCCAGCCCAGAGAAGAGGGUGGAUACUUCUACUUUGGUGAGCUGCCUCUCUCACUCGCAGCUUGUACCAAUCAACCAGACAUGGUGCGUUACCUGACCGAGAAUAGCCAUAAGACGGCAGAUAUGCGGAGGCAGGACUCAAGGGGAAACACAGUCCUGCACGCCCUGGUCCACAUCGCUGACAACACUCGGGACAACACACGCUUCGUCACUAAGAUGUACGACUUGCUGCUCAUUAAAUGUGCCAAACUCUACCCAGACUGCAACCUGGAGAAUGUGCUCAACAACGAUGGCAUGUCCCCUCUCAUGAUGGCCGCCAAGCUGGGAAAAAUUGGGGUGUUCCAGCACAUCAUCCGGAGAGAGAUCAAAGAUGAGGAGGCUCGACAUUUCUCCCGGAAAUUUAAGGAUUGGGCUUAUGGACCUGUCUACUCCAACCUGUAUGAUCUGUCUUCCCUGGAUACCUGCGGAGAGGAAGUCUCUGUUCUGGAGAUACUCGUCUAUAACAGCAAGAUUGAGAAUCGCCAUGAGAUGUUGGCGGUGGAACCGAUAAAUGAGCUGCUAAGGGCCAAGUGGCAGAAGUUUGCUGCUGUGACCUUCUAUAUUAGUGUGUUUUCCUACCUUGUCACCAUGAUCAUCUUCACUCUUGUGGCCUACUAUCGCCCAUCAGUGGGAAAACCCCCUUACGCCUACGAUACUACUGCAGACAAGGUGCGUUUGGCAGGAGAGAUCAUAACAGUGGCUUCUGGAGUCUUUUUCUUCGUAACAAAUAUUAAGGACCUUUUCCUGAAGAAGUGCCCGGGGGUGAAUUCUUUAUUUAUUGAUGGAUCCUUUCAACUUCUCUACUUCAUCUACUCCGUGUUGGUGCUGGUGAGUGCGGCGCUGUACCUGUCAGGGAUUGAAGCCUACGUGUCUGUGAUGGUGUUUGCUCUAGCACUAGGUUGGAUGAACACCCUCUAUUUUACCAGAGGCCUUAAACUCACUGGAACUUACAGUAUCAUGAUUCAGAAGAUUCUCAUCAAGGAUUUGUUCCGGUUCCUGCUGGUCUAUGUGCUCUUCAUGAUCGGCUAUGCAUCAGCGUUAGUCUCACUUCUGACAAUCUGCCCUGAUGAGGAGACAUGUAAGAAUAACUGCACCAAAUACCCAGAAUGCCGAGAUACAAACACCUUCAGCGAAUUCCUGUUGGACCUGUUUAAGCUGACCAUAGGUAUUGGAGAGCUGGACGACAUGCUAAAAGGCGCACAGUACCCCGCUGUCUUCCUCAUUCUGCUGGUCACCUACAUAAUUCUCACCUUCGUCCUGUUACUCAACAUGUUAAUCGCUUUGAUGGGGGAGACAGUGGGACAGGUGUCCAAAGAGAGCAAGAAGAUCUGGAAACUGCAGUGGGCCACUACUAUCCUGGACAUUGAACGGUCCUUCCCAGUGUGUCUGCGGAGGUCUUUCCGGGUUGGAGAGAUGGUUACUGUUGGCAAGGGCUUGGAUGGAUCACCAGACAAACGCUGGUGCUUCAGGGUGGACGAGGUCAAGUGGUCCCAUUGGAAUCAAAAUCUGGGGAUCAUAAAUGAGGAUCCAGGCCAGAAAGACCAUUACGAACAAACACAGGGUGGACGGGGCCUUCGAAGAGAUCGCUGGUCCACGGUCGUCCCAAGAGUGGUUGAACUGAACCGGGGCUCCAGAGAUCAUACCGUAGAGAUGGAGCCUCUCACAGGCAGACACAGACAUAAGUCUGAAAGUUAAAGAUGAACGCUAAGGACUUCAAAGGGCCACAAUCCAUUGAAAUUUUUUUUACUGGCCAGACAAUUAUGUAUUUUAUUAAAGCUGACAUUAGUUCUAUAGUUUUUAAUCCCUAAUGGAAGAACAGCUCUAUAUAUUAUGAGUUUUGAAAAUAGUGUUUUUUGUUUUGUUUUUCAAUGAUGAUGAUCGUAUUUUACAUGUAUAUGUGGACCCAUGAGACACUCAGGAACACUUUUGAUUUGUAGGUCAUUUCAUAUUGUGGCAAGAGAGAUAUGUUAAAAGAUAGUUAUUAAUAUAAUAGUGUUUUUCAUGGUGUGUGCAAUAGAUUCUCUAAACAGUUUAAUUUUAUAAACAAAACAUUUUUUUUUUUUAAUUAUUAUUAUUAUUUUUUUUAUAUUUUGAUCCAGAAAAACCGACAACACUCCACAGUGUCUUGGAUGUCUUUGUUGGUUCCUGCCGACAUUUUUGUUUUGUUUUUUGUCGUGGAUUAUAUGGAAAAGGUUAUAUUUUAAUCAAUAAGAUUACCUCAGUGUUAAAUGUGCCUUGUGAUAAAGUACGGUCUUUUUAAUGAAAAAUCGUUGUUAUUCUUUUGUAUAUUGCCCAGCCAUAAUAGAAAGACAAAAAAAAAAAAAAAAUGCUGCUCUGAUUUGGCCUUUGGCUUUGUUUUGUAAUAAAGGUCAGGCAGAAAACAGAUGUGGCACCCACACCAGGAGUGUGCACAAUGCCAGACAGCAGCAGUUUGCUAUUUUCACCUCAGUAUGCUGGCAAUGGUGUGACUUAAUUGGUGUGAUACUGGUAAUGAUUUAAAAUGACCAGUUCAGUUUAGAGGUUUCUUAUUUCACUGAUAAGUCAGAAAGGUGAACCCAUGCCAAGAGACAAAAUGGCAAAUUUUGUAGAGGACCUUUAUGGUCUGUUUUGUUGGCAUGUAUUUUUUGAUGUAUUGUGUAUAUGUAUGUUUUUAAGUCUUUACAGAAAACAAAAGGCAUUGUCUGUAUGUUGUAGUUUAAUGAUAAAUAAUGUUUCUUUUCUUUUUCUUUUCUUUUUUUUU
Molecule: messenger RNA, 4394 nt
Organism: Megalobrama amblycephala (Wuchang bream)
Lineage: Eukaryota; Metazoa; Chordata; Actinopteri; Cypriniformes; Xenocyprididae
Gene: trpv4
Product: transient receptor potential cation channel, subfamily V, member 4
Exons: 17
Coding region: 734-3349 (871 amino acids)
Biological process (GO): actin filament organization; osmosensory signaling pathway; calcium ion import across plasma membrane
Cellular component (GO): membrane; cilium
Molecular function (GO): calcium channel activity; protein binding
Source: RefSeq, a predicted model, not a curated record